Messenger RNA from Cryptomeria japonica (Japanese cedar), 4459 nucleotides. RefSeq names its product disease resistance protein RUN1-like. Lineage: Eukaryota; Viridiplantae; Streptophyta; Pinopsida; Cupressales; Cupressaceae. The record is from RefSeq and is a predicted model, not a curated record. The transcript has 6 exons. Bases 573 to 4226 code for a protein of 1217 amino acids. Gene Ontology annotation, molecular function: ADP binding. Gene Ontology annotation, biological process: defense response; signal transduction.
CCACGCAAAUUCAUAUCAAAGAACACCCAUUCAAUCUGUGCGAUCGAUCAAAUUUCUAUUUUAUCACUUACAACCUAGGUAACUUGUAAGAUUCCUCACCCGCUCUUUUCAAAUUCUGCGUUUCCUCCACGCAAUUUCAUAUAGAAAAAAAACCCACUCAAUCUAUGCAAUACAUCAUAUCUUGUCUCAUCACUUACUUAACCUAGUUCCUCGCUUCUGAAAAUUCUUGGCGUUUCACCUCGCAGAACACUGAGCCUGCUUUCUUGCGUUCAUCGCCUUCACUUCCAUCCGAUUCUAUGGCGUCUACUUCUAUAGCAGGUCAUAAACGAAAGAAUGAGGAUGAUGAUAAUAUGGGUGCUUUUCAUGAACUCGCACCAUCUGCAUCUACUUGUGCCUCAUCACUCCUGCAAAAGCCCUGCUACGAUGUGUUCAUCAAUCAUCGUGGACCAGAUGUCAAAGACACACUAGCUAGCAGUAUCUAUAAUAUCCUUUAGGAGAUAGAGGUGACAGCUUUUUUAGAUUCAGAGGAGUCAGAGUAUGGCGAUUUCUUGCCUGCAACCUUAGAAGCAGCAAUGCGUAAUGCUUCGGUUCAUAUAGCAAUUUUUUCUGAGAAUUAUGCAAACUCACCUUGGUGUUUAGCAGAGCUCUCAUUUAUGCUUAAAACUGGGGCCAAAAUUAUUCCUGUAUUCUACUAUGUAGAGCCUACAGAUCUCAGAUAUGUACCUCAAGGGAAGGGAAUCUAUGUUGAUGCUUUUGAGGAGUAUGAUAUGAAGGGUAGGUGCAGCCCAGAAAAGCUUCAAGAGUGGAAAUUGGCACUGAACAAUGUCUCCUUUUACGUUGGGCAAAUCAUUAAAAAUAAUGAAGAUGAAAGGAGGUUUCUGAAGAAUAUUGUGAAUAUUGUAUUAAAAGAAAUAAACAAAGCGCCAUUGGUGGUUGCAAACCAUCCAGUCGGUCUCGAAGAAACACUACUAGACUUUGAGAUGAAUACACUCCAAUCUGGCCAUGGUGAUCGGGCUGUACAAAUUGUGGGAAUUUGGGGCAUGGGUGGCUCUGGCAAAACCACACUUGCCAAACAUUUUUACAACAAAAAGUCUUCAUCCAUGGAGAGGUGCAGUUUUAUUUUUGAUGUUAGAGAUAGUGCAACCAAAGGCAUGUUGCAGAACAAACAGAUUCAACUCCUCAAAGACCUUGGCGUCAAAAAAGAUCUAACAUUUGACAGCAUAGAGCAAGGUAAGGCAUUUCUUAAAAAGCAUUUGACAUCUGCCAGAGUGCUCAUUGUUCUAGAUGAUGUGGAUCAUGCAGACCAGCUAGAUGCUCUGUUGCCUGUAAAAGACAACCUUCUAUGGGGUGGUAGUCUUAUCAUUGUUGCAACACGUGACAAUGAAGCCCUUAGAUCUAAGGGCAUAUGCUCUGUGUAUAAAAUGAGAGCACUUGAUCAUUUGUAUGCAAAUCAGCUUUUUUGUUGGCACGCUUUCUCAAAAUCUAUUCCUUUCAUUGGAUUUGAAAAGCUUGUUGAAAGGUUUGUAGAGGUUUCCAGUGGAUUACCCCUGUCUCUCAAGGUAUUUGGAGCACAGUUAUAUGGACAGUUCUGCAAAGUAUAUUGGGAGUCUCUAUUGGAUAAGCUAUCGAGAAUAUUGCCUAAUGAUAUUAAGGAGAAACUCAAAUUAAGUUAUGAUGCCCUUGAUUACGAAGAGAAAGAGAUGUUUCUUGAUACUGCUUGUUUCUUUAUAGGAGAAGAGAACUGUUUGGCAAUUGAAGUAUGGAACGGAACAGAUUGGAGUGGUCUACAUGGCUGGGAAAAACUUUUUAAUAAAUGUUUGGUUGAACUUGAUGAGAAUAAUCGCAUAAAAAUGCAUGAUCACUUGAGAGAUUUAGGAAGGGAAAUUGCAAUUCAGCAUUCUCCUUACCGGCUUUGGUUACCGCAACAGAUUAUUAACGCCGAGAAACAGACAGAGAAAAGAAAUGACAUUCGAGGAAUUAUGGCUGUCUCAAGCGAAAUAAAAACUUGGAAUUUCCAUGAGCACGGAAUGUCCUUCCCCAUAAUGAGCCGUUCCAGCAGGGUCAGCUCAGACGAGCAACUCAUGGGAAAUCCUAUUGGAGGAAAUUUGUCACUUGCGCCCUCUUUACUUGGACCAAAGAUUUUUGUGAUUAGACGAGAUUAUUUUAAUAAAACAUUGGGUGAAGUAGCAGAAGGGCUGGUCUGGCUUCGCUGGUUCCAAAUUACGCAGAGAAAUCUCCCCUCAGGGUUUUCAUUGAAAAGAUUGAGGGUUUUAGAAUUAUACGAAGACGGAGAGGAACAUCACUUACAAGGGCUCUGGGAGGUUGACAGCGAUGCUCCUGUGCAGCUAACAGAGUUAGUCAUUUCAGGAUGCGUCAAAUUCCAAAGAAUUCCAAACUCAAUAGGACGUCUCAGUGUAUUGAAAAAGAUAGUAAUCACAAGUGGUUUCAAUAUUCGAAGCCUGCCUGAAGAAUUUUGCCGUCUUCAAUCAUUGGAGCACCUGCAAUUACAAUACUGUAAAGAGCUAUCAUCACUACCCAUUAGUUUUGGCAACUUGAGAAAUCUGCGAUUUCUAGAUUUGAGAUGGUGCACGCAAUUGAGGAUGUUGCCGGUUUCUUUUAAGAAACUGACUCUCCUGCAAUAUCUCGAUUUAUCUUUGUGUGAAGAACUCAUACUUAGGCCAGAGGAUUUCCAAAACAUCACAAAGCUGGAACAAUUGGAUCUAUUUUGUUGCAAGCGAGUGGAGCAUUUGCCUUCUCAUAUCACAAAUCAGGCGUCCUUGAGAGAGCUCUUUUUGAAGAGGACAGACAGGUUAAGGAAGCUGCCAAUUAACAUCGGUCAACUUAGCAGACUGCAAAAGAUGACCAUACAGAGUGAGUUGUUGACAGGCUUGCCCACCUCUUUGGGAGAUUUGUCCUCCUUGACAAAUCUUUCAAUAUUUUACUCUCCCAACCUCGAAUAUUUCCCAUCUUUUCGAAAUUUGUCGUCCUUAACAAGUCUUUCAAUUUGCAGUUGUCCCAAACUAGAAUAUUUGCCCACCUCCCUUGGAGGAUCCUCCUUGACGAAUCUUGUAAUUCGUGAAUGUCCCAAACUAAAAUUUUUGCCAGACUCUCUUGGAGAUUUGUCCUCCUUAACUGAAAUUAUAAUUAUUCAUUGUAAAAGCCUGAAAUAUAUACCGGACUCUGUGGAGCGUCUCAAUCUCUUAGAGCAUUUAACAAUACAGGUGUGCCCAGUUAAAUGUUUACCUUUUGCAUUGAGGAAUCUUAAGCAGAUUACUCUGCAUGAUACAGAAGUUUGCAGGAUUUCAAUCUCUGAAGACCGUUAUCCGCGCCUCCAGAGUCUCUCUCUUUCUUCUAUGGAUCAUUUAAGGGAGAUCGAAGCACUGCCAACGACAAUCAAGUCAAUAGAAUUGAAAUACUGUAAAAUAUUGAAGAAGAUAAGGGCUACUUGUGAUCUGGUAAACCUUGAACGCCUCAAAAUAGUGUCAUGUCCAGAGUUGGAUGAGCUUCCCAGCUUUGAACAUUCCACUUCUCUCAGAGAAUUUGAACUACGAGGUGGUUGCUACCGAAUUCAGGAAAUUGAAGGUUUGGAAUAUUGCACGAGAUUGGAAAGCUUGCGGGUAGAGACCUGUUGGGAUGUGCCUGUUAUAGAAAGUUUGGAGCAAAUGGACAAAUUGAGGAGGGUGGAAAUUAGAGCAAACAAGGGAUCAGCUAUUGAACGUUGCAUUCAAACAAUUAAGAAAUGGCCAGGUGAAAUAAAAGUAUGUACUCGCGCAGUCCCUGAUGCGUCUUCACUUGUGCCUUCUUUGCUCUUUCCGAAUCUGGUGGUCUUUGACUCCUUCUCUAACCACAAAAUUCAGUCCAGGUCAAAAUUUGUGCGCGUCCAUUCCUCUAAUGGCGAUGCAAUCAUGAUCUGUUGUGUUAUAAAUUGUGUUUCUUCACAAAUGCAACUGCAAUUAUCACCCCGUUGUCCUGGAGGACGUAAAUUCUUCGAAUAUCCACCCAAGGUUGGGAAAGAUAGAUGGAUAUUGUUAGCUGGUUUCACACUGCAGAGCGGGUAUUAUGACUGGCAAACUGCCGAGGAGAUCGAAAUAGAAGCAAACAGAGAGGAAGUCGAAAUAGAAGAUAGAGGAAAAGAGGACGAAAUAGAGACAUGUUUGGUUGUGAGGGUGGAAGAGCAAAGACUAGAGGAGGCAUUUCACAGCUUAUUGCCACUUUUACAAAGCUGAUAUAGUUGACAUAGUCGCUCAAUCAGAAGUAAUAUUUUUCCUUGGGAAGAACGUGCUAGCAAUUGUUAAAAAACUUGGAGAUAAAAUUGGCUUGAUCAAGGUAGGAGAUAAUAAGGCUGAACAUAAGAUAGACUUCAAUGUGGAUGACAUAAGUUAUAACUCUGUCAGCAGAGUCCAGCUCCGGAGAGCUGCUAGGAAAAUGUAAUGCUUUAUGAUGUUUAAUAUAAUUUCUG